Anolis carolinensis (green anole) is the source of this 4542-nucleotide messenger RNA. RefSeq names its product G protein-coupled receptor 34 (gene gpr34). The coding region runs from base 306 to 1457 and encodes 383 amino acids. Gene Ontology annotation, biological process: G protein-coupled receptor signaling pathway. Gene Ontology annotation, cellular component: membrane. The transcript is spliced from 2 exons. Gene Ontology annotation, molecular function: G protein-coupled purinergic nucleotide receptor activity. The record is from RefSeq and is a predicted model, not a curated record. Lineage: Eukaryota; Metazoa; Chordata; Lepidosauria; Squamata; Anolidae.
UUUCAUGUGUCUACUGUACAACUGCAUGCACAUAUGUAAUGACCAAAGAACAGACUCAUAUAAAACCUCUUUCCACAGGAAAACAUGAGACCUCCAGACUUCCUGAUAUAGCCAAAUUUGCUAUGUUCAACACAAAACGAGGUAGUACAUAAUUAGACACACACUUCUCUUCCCCUUUUCCUUCAAGGAGUGUAGAAAGCUUUGAGCACAUUCCUUCACAACAUGAAAGAAACACCAUAUUUAUAUGAACAUGUAAAAAUAAACACUGAAUGAGCACUUGCUAAGAAUGUUUAUUUCAAUACUAAAUGCAUAAGAAAAGCAUGCAUAAGAUGGAUACAUCUAAAUUCCUGAAUGUUUCUCUUAUGGAAAGAGACUUCAAGGACAACCAAAAUCAGACUGGAAACAUGUUCCUAGAAAUGCAAAAUGGUACAGACUGUGUCACAGCUGAGAAGUCACUCUCUUUGGCUUUGCUGUUUUCAUAUUCGAUAAUUUUUGUGAUAGGACUGGUUACCAAUGUUAUGGCUUUGUAUGUUUUUCUGUCUACUCCCUGCAAGAAGAACUCUAUCCAGAUUUAUUUACUGAAUGUUGCCAUUGCAGACCUCCUCCUGAUUUUCUGCCUGCCCUUCCGAAUACUCUAUCACGUUAAGCAAAACACAUGGUUAUUAGGGCUGACUUUCUGCAGGAUUGUAGGAAACCUAUUUUAUAUGAACAUGUACAUCAGCAUAGUACUACUGGGGUUGAUUAGCUUGGACCGGUACAUAAAAAUUAAUAGAUCUGUGCAGCACAUUAAAGUUGUAACAACAAAGCAAAGCAUAUAUAUUUGCUGUACACUAUGGACACUGGCAAUUAUGGGAUUUAUAGUGAUGGUUGUUCAGUCUGCCUGGAAAGAAGAAAAAAAUCCUACCAAGUGCUUUAAUUACAGAGGAAAACAAAAUGCAAAAAUGGAAGCAGGCUUGAAUUAUAUUCUUGUCAUAAUAUUUUGGAUUGUCUUCUUUCUAUUGAUUCUAUCUUACAUUAAAAUUGCAACCCAUCUUCUCAAAAUGUCCAAGAAGAGAAAAAGGUUCCCUGGGACUGGAAAGUAUAUUGUCAUUGCAAGGAACUCUUUUAUAGUACUUAUCAUUUUCACAUUAUGUUUUGUACCUUACCAUCUAUUCCGAUUUAUUUACAUCACUUCACAACUACAAGAUACCUCCUGCUACUGGAAGCAAAUCAUCCACAAAUGCAAUGAAGUUAUGCUACUCUUUUCAGCCUUCAACAGCUGUUUAGACCCAGUUAUGUAUUUCUUAAUGUCCAGGAGCAUCCGUAAAACUGUACUACGAAUGAUUUGCAAACGACUUAGUAUGGAGUCUAACAUCAGUGACAGUACCUCAGAAAUGAAACAAAGAUAUUCUUCUCGUGAUCAUCUGGAAAGCCCAAAUCAUCACUCCAGAAUAUAUUUUAUUAAGAAUGUGAAAUAAUGAAUUAAUAGUACAAUGUCAUAAAUGUCCACUCUGAUGUAAAUUCCAUUAGGUUCAAUGGGUCUUACACCCAGAUAUGUAGGUAUAGGUUUGUAUGUCUUAUGAAGACCAAGAGGAGUCUGCUUCAGACAGUCUUAACUCUACUAUUGCAUUCAUUUAAUGUAUUUGGAAGAUCUUUUGAAAUGGGAAUUGUAACCAUGUACAGUAAAUAAAUAACAAUAGUAUCUAGCUAUGUGGCAUGUAUGUAAUUACGUUUACUUGCAAUUGUUCUCAGUAAAACUUGUGUGUAACAGAACUUUAUAGUAGGCAUUUAUAUUAAAAGUUAAAUGAGAUAAUGCAUUUUGAACUAUUUUAUUUCUAUUCUAUACAUUGGCAAAACAGCUAUAUUAAAUAAUAGCUAUACAAAGCACAAAUUUAAUAUAUUCAACUCCUUAAAAUUAUUGCCUUGGCUAUGGUAACACAUGCCUCUGAAACAUCCCAUUUAUAUUACUUUAAUGUACUUUGUAUAGGAUUGUUUUUAGAAAUGGUUUGCCUCGGUGAGUUCAAAAUUCUGCAGCUAGAGUGAUGAUAAGAGCUGGUUAUAAGGAACAUAUAAAUCUCUUGUUGAAAAAACUUCACUGGCUGCUGGUUAAUUUCUGGGCAUAAUUCAAACUACUUGCUAUCAGCUAGGCUUGGGUUCAGCCUAUUUGAAAUACUGCAUCUCAGUGUAUGAAGUUUCCUGAAUUUUAAGAUCCUUGGGAAAUGAUAAAAACCGUUUAUAUUUAAACAGGAACUUAAUAAUAUUGCACUUUUAUUCUUAUUAUGUUUUAAUUUCUUCCAACUAUGAUUUUAUUAUUCUAUUUCAAAAUGGUUUUAUAUUGUUUUAAGUUAGCGGUGCUUUAAUAAGAAAGUUUAACUAAUUGCUAGGUGUUUAGUUGUAAUGAUUUUUAAAAUGUAUGUUGCUAAUUAUCUUGGGCUCCAUGUAUGACUAUAAGUAGAAUACAAAUUACGCAAACAAGAAGCUAUCACAGUUGAAAGUAGAGCACUGAUAAAACAACCAAUUUGUAAAAAAUCUAGAAAAAGCUUAUUGAAUUUGAGAAAAAUGUGGAUUACUGAAGAAACUUUUUAUUUAUAAAAUGGAAACUCAUGCUUCGCUUGUUUUGUAAAGGGAAGUUUAAAAAUUCAGGAGCAUGGGGUGAACACUUCCAGAAAGGACAGCUCUCCAAAAAGAGGGGUGACUUACAGAAGAUGACAUGACCACUUUAGCAUAGACACAAUUGUUUGUAUUAAGAUGUACAAUACAAACAAUUUAAUGUCUUUUUUGAACUUCUUGAAAGAAUGAAUGGCGAGAAAGAGAAGCCUGCCAGUAGGAGGUAAGACCCCCAAAAGCAACAUGACUUACUCUAAGUAAAUAUGCUUGUGACUGUACUGCUCAUGUAUUAAAGGAGCUUGCUGUAUAAGAUCCAGCUCUCCACCAUUCCGGUCUCUUGAGGUGGAGCAAACCAGUGGUAACCUAACCAUUUUAAUACGGGUUUAACUGUAGUCUCUCUGCAAGUCUUGCGAAGCUUUUACAGUAAGCCCCUAUUCAAAAUGAGCUCAUACCUCCUAGACUUUAAAAAAAAAUUCUCCCUUCAAUUUUUUUUAGUGCUGUGGGCACAAAAAUGGCACUGGGGCUGCACUUUGCCUAUCCAAGUUUAGAUAUUACCUUGAAUAUGUUUAUAUAUUACAUUUCCUUAUCAUUUGAGUUUUAUGUUUCAAAAGUGUAGGUUUGCUAACUUAUAAUUUUAUUUUCCUCAACUAUAAUUCUGGUAAGAGAAUUAGUAGAAUGUGGCACAUAAAUUCUUUAAAUAAAUAUAUAAGCUAUAUAAUGGAGUAGCAUACAGAAUUCCCUACUGUUGGUGUUACAACUCCCAGGGCUGAAAGAACAUCUCUCUUUCUCUCUCCUACACACAUACACAGAUUCAUCUCCUUUUCAUCAAAUUUCAAUCAAUGUUGCCUCUCAAGGGAUUUCUAUUCAAUUUCCCCUCUUCUUUAAUACUUAACUUUACAUUUAGUCUGAGAUGUCCUUAACACAACUAAACAUAAAUUGCAGCACAGUGACUCCUAUCAAUUGUUAGGAAUUGUGGGAGUUAAAGUCCAAAACACCUGGAGGGCCAAAGUUUGGCCAUGUCUGACUGUUCUGCCCCCAUGCUAUCUUAACUACUUGGAAGGUGAACUGGCUGUGCAGGAAACAGAUUGGAGACUAUAUAGUUGAAUCAAACAAGAAUUUAUCAAACUAAAAAUUGAUAUGGAAUAUGUGCAAUUGACAAAUGGAGUAGCUCUGGAUUAUGAUUUUGGACUGCGUGGUUUUAAAAUGUUGUUAUUAAGAUGUUUUGAUUCAAUUAUUUUAAUGUAACUGUUUAUUUUUAAUUGAUUGAUUGUUUUACAUGGCAUUAAAUUGUUGCUUAUCUGUAAGGCCGCUAUGAGUCCCAUUCGGGGUGAGGAGGAUGGGAUACAAAUUUGGUAAAUAAAUAAAUUUAUUAACUGACAAGAAUUUUAGACUUUCUCUCCUCCUGAAUCUCACUACAUAGUCUUAAUGAGGAGAGAUAAAACUUUUGAGAGACAGACAAAGUUCUGGCCAAACUAAGGCUUUUGAAUCUUUAUUUCUUCUUGUUGUCUCUUGCUUGUAUGGUGUUCAACUGUCUCUAAGAUGGUAUCAGUAUUUAACUCUGACUUGAAUACAGCUCCAACUGGACUUGAAUACAGCUCCGACUGGAUGAGCUAUUUGUAGACCUUCCAGCCUUCAUCUCUCUUCAUCUUCCAGUCAUGAAAAGGCGGAGUCUUCCAAGAACCAGAAGUGCCUUGCCCGAGUCUCCACCCCUGAGUGGAUUCUUAAAAGGCAGGAUGACAGAGUCUUCAAAUGCAAAGAGGAUGUUUAAACUGACCCCCCAGAAACUGUACAUAAAGUAUUAAUCCCUCUAACUAAAAAGGGCUUAACUAGGGGUAAACAGUGUGGGUCUUCAUGGGGCACAAGCAAAAAUCUGUAAAUUCCACACAACCUAAUUCCAAUAGCUGAAAAGCUUACUGUUAAUGUUUACUAAAAGGUGGAAUAAAUUACUAGAGUACA